Molecule: messenger RNA, 6024 nt
Organism: Carassius gibelio (silver crucian carp)
Lineage: Eukaryota; Metazoa; Chordata; Actinopteri; Cypriniformes; Cyprinidae
Product: fibroin heavy chain-like
Exons: 16
Coding region: 1-5847 (1948 amino acids)
Source: RefSeq, a predicted model, not a curated record
AUGCAGCUCACCUCAUACAACCGCAAUCAAACACACCUGAACAAGCUAAUCAAGGCUUUCCAUUUAGUUACUAGAAAGCUACUGGCAGUGAAACCCGGUCAAUGUCCUGACCCAAAGAACAUUCCACUGUCUGCUAAAAACUGUGUCCAUGAUGGUCAGUGUCCUGCCACACAGAACCAGGGCAGCGGACAGGGUGCCGGACAGGGCGCCGGUCAGGGAAGCGGACAGGGUGCCGGACAGGGCGCCGGUCAGGGAAGCGGACAGGGUGCCGGACAGGGCGCCGGUCAGGGAAGCGGACAGGGUGCCGGACAGGGCGCCGGUCAGGGAAGCGGACAGGGCGCCGGACAGGGCCAGGGAAGCGGACAGGGCGCCGGCCAGGGAAGCGGACAGGGUGCCGGACAGGGCGCCGGUCAGGGAAGCGGACAGGGUGCCGGACAGGGCGCCGGUCAGGGAAGCGGACAGGGCGCCGGACAGGGCCAGGGAAGCGGACAGGGCGCCGGACAGGGCCAGGGAAGCGGACAGGGCGCCGGACAGGGCCAGGGAAGCGGACAGGGCGCCGGACAGGGCCAGGGAAGCGGACAGGGCGCCGGCCAGGGAAGCGGACAGGGCGCCGGCCAGGGAAGCGGACAGGGCGCCGGCCAGGGAAGCGGACAGGGUGCCGGACAGGGUGCCGGUCAGGGAGCCGGACAGGGUGCCGGUCAGGGAAGCGGACAGGGUGCCGGACAGGGCGCCGGUCAGGGAAGCGGACAGGGUGCCGGACAGGGCGCCGGUCAGGGAAGCGGACAGGGUGCCGGACAGGGCCAAGGAAGAGGACAGGGUGCCGGACAGGGCGCCGGUCAGGGAAGCGGACAGGGUGCCGGACAGGGCCAGGGAAGAGGACAGGGUGCCGGACAGGGCGCCGGUCAGGGAAGCGGACAGGGUGCCGGACAGGGCCAGGGAAGCGGACAGGGUGCUGGACAAGGCGCCGGACAGGGCCAGGGAAGCGGACAGGGCCAGGGAAGCGGACAGGGUGCAGGACAGGGACAGGGUGCCGGCCAGGGAAGCGGCCAGGGUGCAGGACAGGGCCAGGGAAGCGGACAGGGUGCCGGACAGGGCCAGGGAAGCGGACAGGGUGCCGGACAGGGCCAGGGAAGCGGACAGGGUGCCGGACAGGGCCAGGGAAGCGGACAGGGUGCCGGACAGGGCCAGGGAAGCGGACAAGGCGCCGGACAGGGCCAGGGAAGCGGACAGGGCCAGGGUGCCGGCCAGGGAAGCGGACAGGGUGCAGGACAGGGCCAGGGAAGCGGACAGGGUGCAGGACAGGGACAGGGAAGCGGACAGGGUGCAGGACAGGGCCAGGGAAGCGGACAGGGUGCUGGACAGGGCGCCGGACAGGGCCAGGGAAGCGGCCAGGGUGCAGGACAGGGCCAGGGAAGCGGACAGGGCGCCGGACAGGGCCAGGGAAGCGGACAGGGUGCAGGACAGGGCCAGGGAAGCGGACAGGGUGCAGGACAGGGCCAGGGAAGCGGACAGGGUGCAGGACAGGGCCAGGGAAGCGGACAGGGUGCUGGACAGGGCGCCGGACAGGGCCAGGGAAGCGGACAGGGCCAGGGUGCCGGCCAGGGAAGCGGACAGGGGACUGGUUUUGGUCAGGGAAGCGGCUAUGGCCAGGGAUCUGGUAGUGGACAGGGAGUUGGCCAAGGAAGCGGCUACGGCCAGGGAAGCGGCUAUGGCCAGGGAUCUGGUAGUGGACAGGGAGUUGGUCAGGGAAGCGGCUACGGUCAGGGAAGCGGCUAUGGCCAGGGAUCUGGUAGUGGACUGGGAGUUGGUCAGGGAAGUGGCUUCGGCCAGGGAUCUGGUAGUGGUCAGGGAAGCGGCUACGGUCAGGGAAGCGGCUACGGCCAGGGAUCUGGUAUUGGUCAGGGAAGCGGCUACGGUCAGGGAAGCGGCUAUGGCCAGGGAUCUGGUAGUGGUCAGGGAAGCGGCUACGGUCAGGGAAGUGGCUACGGCCAGGGAUCUGGUAGUGGACAGGGAGUUGGUCAGGGAAGCGGCUAUGGCCAGGGAUCUGGUAGUGGACAGGGAGUUGGUCAGGGAAGUGGCUUCGGCCAGGGAUCUGGUAUUGGUCAGGGAAGCGGCUACGGUCAGGGAAGCGGCUAUGGCCAGGGAUCUGGUAGUGGUCAGGGAAGCGGCUACGGUCAGGGAAGUGGCUACGGCCAGGGAUCUGGUAGUGGACUGGGAGUUGGUCAGGGAAGUGGCUUCGGCCAGGGAUCUGGUAUUGGUCAGGGAAGCGGCUACGGUCAGGGAAGCGGCUAUGGCCAGGGAUCUGGUAGUGGACAGGGAGUUGGUCAGGGAAGUGGCUUCGGCCAGGGAUCUGGUAGUGGUCAGGGAAGCGGCUACGGUCAGGGAAGCGGCUAUGGCCAGGGAUCUGGUAGUGGUCAGGGAAGCGGCUACGGUCAGGGAAGUGGCUACGGCCAGGGAUCUGGUAGUGGUCAGGGAAGCGGCUACGGUCAGGGAAGCGGCUAUGGCCAGGGAUCUGGUAGUGGUCAGGGAAGCGGCUACGGUCAGGGAAGUGGCUACGGCCAGGGAUCUGGUAGUGGUCAGGGAAGCGGCUACGGUCAGGGAAGUGGCUACGGCCAGGGAUCUGGUAGUGGACAGGGAGUUGGUCAGGGAAGCGGCUACGGUCAGGGAAGCGGCUAUGGCCAGGGAUCUGGUAGUGGUCAGGGAAGCGGCUACGGUCAGGGAAGUGGCUACGGCCAGGGAUCUGGUAGUGGACAGGGAGUUGGUCAGGGAAGCGGCUAUGGCCAGGGAUCUGGUAGUGGACAGGGAGUUGGUCAGGGAAGUGGCUUCGGCCAGGGAUCUGGUAUUGGUCAGGGAAGCGGCUACGGUCAGGGAAGCGGCUAUGGCCAGGGAUCUGGUAGUGGUCAGGGAAGCGGCUACGGUCAGGGAAGUGGCUACGGCCAGGGAUCUGGUAGUGGACAGGGAGUUGGUCAGGGAAGCGGCUAUGGCCAGGGAUCUGGUAGUGGACAGGGAGUUGGUCAGGGAAGUGGCUUCGGCCAGGGAUCUGGUAUUGGUCAGGGAAGCGGCUACGGUCAGGGAAGCGGCUAUGGCCAGGGAUCUGGUAGUGGUCAGGGAAGCGGCUACGGUCAGGGAAGUGGCUACGGCCAGGGAUCUGGUAGUGGACAGGGAGUUGGUCAGGGAAGCGGCUACGGUCAGGGAAGCGGCUAUGGCCAGGGAUCUGGUAGUGGUCAGGGAAGCGGCUACGGUCAGGGAAGUGGCUUCGGCCAGGGAUCUGGUAGUGGACAGGGAGUUGGUCAGGGAAGUGGCUUCGGCCAGGGAUCUGGUAUUGGUCAGGGAAGCGGCUACGGUCAGGGAAGCGGCUAUGGCCAGGGAUCUGGUAGUGGACAGGGAGUUGGUCAGGGAAGUGGCUUCGGCCAGGGAUCUGGUAGUGGUCAGGGAAGCGGCUACGGUCAGGGAAGCGGCUAUGGCCAGGGAUCUGGUAGUGGUCAGGGAAGCGGCUACGGUCAGGGAUCUGGUAGUGGUCAGGGAGUUGGUCAGGGAAGUGGCUUCGGCCAGGGAUCUGGUAUUGGUCAGGGAAGCGGCUACGGUCAGGGAAGCGGCUAUGGCCAGGGAUCUGGUAGUGGUCAGGGAAGCGGCUACGGUCAGGGAAGUGGCUACGGCCAGGGAUCUGGUAGUGGACAGGGAGUUGGUCAGGGAAGUGGCUUCGGCCAGGGAUCUGGUAUUGGUCAGGGAAGCGGCUACGGUCAGGGAAGCGGCUAUGGCCAGGGAUCUGGUAGUGGACAGGGAGUUGGUCAGGGAAGCGGCUACGGUAAGGGAAGCGGCUAUGGCCAGGGAUCUGGUAGUGGUCAGGGAAGCGGCUACGGUCAGGGAAGCGGCUACGGCCAGGGAUCUGGUAGUGGUCAGGGAAGCGGCUACGGUCAGGGAAGUGGCUACGGCCAGGGAUCUGGUAGUGGUCAGGGAAGCGGCUACGGUCAGGGAAGCGGCUAUGGCCAGGGAUCUGGUAGUGGUCAGGGAAGCGGCUACGGUCAGGGAAGUGGCUACGGCCAGGGAUCUGGUAGUGGACAGGGAGUUGGUCAGGGAAGCGGCUACGGUCAGGGAAGCGGCUAUGGCCAGGGAUCUGGUAGUGGACAGGGAGUUGGUCAGGGAAGUGGCUUCGGCCAGGGAUCUGGUAUUGGUCAGGGAAGCGGCUACGGUCAGGGAAGCGGCUAUGGCCAGGGAUCUGGUAGUGGACAGGGAGUUGGUCAGGGAAGCGGCUACGGUCAGGGAAGCGGCUAUGGCCAGGGAUCUGGUAGUGGACAGGGAGUUGGUCAGGGAAGUGGCUUCGGCCAGGGAUCUGGUAGUGGUCAGGGAAGCGGCUACGGUCAGGGAAGCGGCUACGGCCAGGGAUCUGGUAGUGGUCAGGGAAGCGGCUACGGUCAGGGAAGCGGCUACGGCCAGGGAUCUGGUAUUGGUCAGGGAAGUGGCUUCGGCCAGGGAUCUGGUAGUGGUCAGGGAAGCGGCUACGGUCAGGGAAGCGGCUACGGCCAGGGAUCUGGUAGUGGUCAGGGAAGCGGCUACGGUCAGGGAAGCGGCUACGGCCAGGGAUCUGGUAGUGGUCAGGGAAGCGGCUAUGGUCAGGGCAGCGGCUACGGCCAGGGAUCUGGUAUUGGUCAGGGAAGCGGCUACGGUCAGGGAAGCGGCUAUGGCCAGGGAUCUGGUAGUGGUCAGGGAAGCGGCUACGGUCAGGGAAGUGGCUACGGCCAGGGAUCUGGUAGUGGACAGGGAGUUGGUCAGGGAAGCGGCUACGGUCAGGGAAGCGGCUAUGGCCAGGGAUCUGGUAGUGGACAGGGAGUUGGUCAGGGAAGUGGCUUCGGCCAGGGAUCUGGUAUUGGUCAGGGAAGCGGCUACGGUCAGGGAAGCGGCUAUGGCCAGGGAUCUGGUAGUGGACAGGGAGUUGGUCAGGGAAGUGGCUUCGGCCAGGGAUCUGGUAGUGGUCAGGGAAGCGGCUACGGUCAGGGAAGCGGCUACGGCCAGGGAUCUGGUAGUGGUCAGGGAAGCGGCUACGGUCAGGGAAGCGGCUACGGCCAGGGAUCUGGUAGUGGUCAGGGAAGCGGCUACGGUCAGGGAAGCGGCUACGGCCAGGGAUCUGGUAGUGGACAGGGAGUUGGCCAGGGAAGCGGCUACGGCCAGGGAAGCGGCUACGGCCAGGGAAGCGGCUACGGCCAAGGAUCUGGUAGUGGACAGGGAGUUGGUCAGGGAAGCGGCUACGGCCAGGGAACAGGUAGUGGACAGGGAGUUGGUCUGGGAAGCGGCUACGGCCAGGGAAGCGGCUACGGCCAGGGAUCUGGUAGUGGACAGGGAGUUGGCCAGGGAAGCGGCUACGGUCAGGGAAGCGGCUACGGCCAGGGAUCUGGUAGUGGACAGGGAGUUGGCCAGGGAAGCGGCUACGGCCAGGGAAGCGGCUACGGCCAGGGAUCUGGUAGUGGACAGGGAGUUGGUCAGGGAAGCGGCUACGGUCAGGGAAGCGGCUACGGCCAGGGAUCUGGUAGUGGACAGGGAGUUGGUCAGGGAAGCGGCUACGGUCAGGGAAGCGGCUACGGCCAGGGAUCUGGUAGUGGACAGGGAGUUGGUCAGGGAAGCGGCUACGGUCAGGGAAGCGGCUACGGCCAGGGAUCUGGUAGUGGUCAGGGAAGCGGCUAUGGUCAGGGAAGUGGCUAUGGCCAGGGAUCUGGUAGUGGACAGGGAGUUGGUCAGGGAAGCGGCUACGGUCAGGGAAGCGGCUACGGCCAGGGAUCUGGUAGUGGUCAGGGAAGCGGCUAUGGUCAGGGAUCUGGUAGUGGACAGGGAGUUGGCCAGGGAAGCGGUCUGUGAUGUGGUCAGGGAAAUUGUGGUCUUUGAAACUUUUCUUCGAAUUUUGCAUAACGUCUACAGGAGAUCUUUUCAAUUCAGUGCUAUGUUCAUAAGGAUUUUUCCCUUUUUGCUCUAACAUUUCAGAAAGUCUAUCUCUGCCUCCUUCCCUUAAAUAAAAAGAAAAUUGCUUGAUUGAAA